AUGUCGGCUUCGCCAGCGGAGGAAUCAGAUGAGUGGAAGGCUCAGGAUAAAGGGCCAAUCAUCCUCAUCGUCUGUUGGAUUGUUACGGCCAUCAGCACUUGCUUCGUUGUCGGUCGUGUCUACGUGAGGGGGAGAAUAAUGAAGAAGUUUCAGAGCGACGACUGGUUCAUCAUCUUAGGAUUGCUUUGCGGUUACAUUUCAACGACUUUGUCUACGAUCGCAGUCACCUACGGAAACGGGAGACACAUGCCCCUCUUAUCGACCGAGCAGCAGCAGGGAGCCAUUCUCUGGACCACAGCAGCCUUCUGCCCUGGUAUCAUGUCCUUCGGUCUUCCCAAGCUAGCUGUUGUCUCCCUGUUAGUUCGGUUGAUGAACCCUGACAGAUAUCAUAAGUGGUUUCUAUGGUGGCUGGGAAUCUGGUGCCAGUUGACGCUAUUCGUGACGGCUGGUCUCCUACUUGGACGUUGCAUGCCAGCCAGGUCUUUAUGGGACUUUUCUGUCGAGGGCACUUGCUUUGAUGUCAAUAUCCUAGUGGCCUAUUGCAUUUAUGCGGGAUCUUUCUCAGCCUUUGUCGAUGUAUACCUCGCUGUUUACCCAGCAAUCAUACUAUUCCGCCUUCAGAUGGCCACCAAGAAGAAAAUUGCGCUUUCUUGUGCGCUAGGCAUUGGCUCAAUUUCCGGUAUCGUUGCCAUCUACAAGACGACUCGUAUCCCAUCUCUUGCUAGCAAAGAUUUCUCAUGUAGGGCUAUGACUUUGCUGUCGAAUUACUUCGAUCCUACUAAUCUCUUCCACGUAGACGAUACCUCUGAUCUGGUGAUCUGGACAGUCGUCGAGGGCAGCACCAUAAUUAUCGCAAGCUCAAUACCUGUCAUGCAGCCGCUUCUUGAGCUCAUUCUCCGGCGCAAUCCCUUCAGCUCGGCUAAGGGAUCCAAACAAACGCCGCAAUACUAUGAUGACUACGGCUCUCAGAGCAAGUCGAAAUCUCGGGGAGGAGGCGGCAUUGAGCUGGGACAGCGCAAGCCAAAGGUCAAACCGAAAGAUGAACUUGGUCUUACCAUCGUCGAGGGCGACAGCCAGGAGAACAUCCUUACACCAACGACCAACGACCAGGGCAUGUCCGCUUCUUCGGCGGCUCCAACUCUCACAUCCAGGCAAAGUGACUCAAGUCAGCGUCCCUUUGACGGAAAGAUAAUCCGGACCGAUUUCGUGAGCGUUACCUACGAGGAGCAAGGACCGGUCCGCGACAUAACGGCUUCGAGCCGAUGGAGGGCCGUCUGA
Messenger RNA from Colletotrichum acutatum, 1278 nucleotides. RefSeq lists its product as uncharacterized. The record is from RefSeq and is a predicted model, not a curated record. Bases 1 to 1278 code for a protein of 425 amino acids. The transcript has 5 exons. Lineage: Eukaryota; Fungi; Ascomycota; Sordariomycetes; Glomerellales; Glomerellaceae.